Messenger RNA from Stegostoma tigrinum, 758 nucleotides. It is a transcript of the gene npb, whose product is annotated as neuropeptide B. Gene Ontology annotation, biological process: G protein-coupled receptor signaling pathway; feeding behavior. Gene Ontology annotation, molecular function: G protein-coupled receptor binding. The record is from RefSeq and is a predicted model, not a curated record. The transcript is spliced from 2 exons. The coding region runs from base 29 to 424 and encodes 131 amino acids. Lineage: Eukaryota; Metazoa; Chordata; Chondrichthyes; Orectolobiformes; Stegostomatidae.
CUGCUGCCAGUUUCACUGAAGCACCAAGAUGCCAGCCCUGGACAGCUCACUGAAACUUGCAACACUCAGUCUGCUGCUGGCCAGUUUGCUGCCCGGACCCGGGCAAGCCUGGUACAAGCAGGCAGCCGGACCCACCUACUACUCGGUCGGCAGAGCCUCCGGGCUCCUAUCCGGCAUCCGCCGCUCUCCCUACAUUCGCAGAUCGGAGCCCGGCCCGGGGCCAGAGGCGGCAGGGAACGGCGUGGAGCCGGAGCAGGGCAGUCAGCACCGGGCUCCCGCCCUCAUCAAAACCAUGGCUGUCUGCUUGAAAGACAUCUCUCCCAACCUGCAGAGCUGUGAACUCAUCCAGGAUGGUCUGAACACUUUCCAAUGCAAGGCUGAUGUAUAUCUGUCGCUGGACUCACAGGACUGUAUGAACGCCUGAUCCCACUCAUUCUCUCGCCCUCAACAGAAACCCCUACAAACUGAUCCUGACACUCAGUGUUUCAUUACUUAUAUCCAUUUUGAACAAUUUAGAAUUGACCCUGAAUUUUAAUGUUAACUCCGAGCUCAUGAACCUGUGUUAAAAUACAAGAAACUAAUUCCUUUGCUGCAGGGCAGUCCCCCAGUGUCUAUUUUUGUUAAUGAUCGAUUGCAAUAUUUAAAAACAUUUCGGUGAAUAUGGAGAACCAUUGUAUAAAUGAGCUGUGCAUUGGUGCAAUUCUAAUGUGUCUGUAACUUUAAAUGACUUAUUAAUUAUAUUUCAGCCUUAAAACGUG